Molecule: messenger RNA, 2024 nt
Organism: Ostrea edulis (European flat oyster)
Lineage: Eukaryota; Metazoa; Mollusca; Bivalvia; Ostreida; Ostreidae
Product: dehydrodolichyl diphosphate synthase complex subunit DHDDS-like
Exons: 8
Coding region: 143-1150 (335 amino acids)
Biological process (GO): polyprenol biosynthetic process
Cellular component (GO): endoplasmic reticulum; dehydrodolichyl diphosphate synthase complex
Molecular function (GO): ditrans,polycis-polyprenyl diphosphate synthase [(2E,6E)-farnesyl diphosphate specific] activity
Source: RefSeq, a predicted model, not a curated record
ACUAUAUUUUUUAUCGCGGAGGGAUUGCACACGUGUAUUUGACCCAGAUAACGUCAGUCUUGUGGGGAAAGGAAGAAUAUGAAAUAAAUAGGAGCUUACGAUUUGUGAACAUUUUAUUCUACAGAGUUCUGUAGUGAUUGACAUGUCGUGGUUUCCUGAGAAGAAGAGUGGCCAGAGCUGGAUACACCGGGUAUGUCAAAGAAUUCUGAAGAAUGGCCCCAUACCAAAGCAUGUAGCUUUCAUUAUGGACGGCAACAGGAGGUUUGCUGUAAAGAAUCACAUGGAGCGUGCUGAGGGCCACUUCAGGGGAUUUGAUAAACUCUCAGAGACUUUAGAAUGGUGUUUAGAUAUUGGGAUCACGGAAGUUACUGUGUACGCCUUUAGCAUUGAAAACUUCAAGCGGUCCAAAGAUGAGGUAGACUGUUUGAUGGAACUAGCCAGGCAAAAAUUUACCCGCCUCAUGCAGGAAAAGGAGCUCAUCCAGAAACACCAGGUGUGCGUCCGUGUGUUGGGUAACCUGAGUCUGUUGCCACUGGAUAUACAGGAAGUUAUUGCAGACUGUGUCCAAUUCUCCAAGGACAAUGAAAGGGCAGUGUUGAAUGUGUGCUUUUCCUACACUUCUCGAGAGGAAAUAUGUGCAGCCAUGCGUGAAAUAGCUGAGGGAGUUCAGCUGGGUCUUAUCAAGGACAGUGAUGUCUCAGAGGACCUGAUGGAGAAAUGUCUGUACACCUCCCAAUCUCCCCACCCAGACCUCCUGAUCAGAACCUCGGGAGAGGUCCGGCUCAGCGAUUUCCUCCUCUGGCAGACAAGCUUCAGUUGUUUGUCCUUUGUGGAGGUUUUAUGGCCAGAAUUCAGUAUCUGGCAUUUAUAUGGUGCUAUCCUUCAUUACCAGAGGAACUAUCCAGCCAUUCAGCGUGCAAUAGACUCGGCCAUGUCAGACCGAGAGAGGCGACAACGAGAAUCGGACUGUAGCUGUGUGUUAUCGGAUCAUAAAUCUAGUGACCAAUCGAACUAUUCAAUGACCGAGCAAAUUUUACAAUAUGCCAAACACAGGGAAGCCAGACUUGAACAGUUUUUACAACACGUGAAUUCCAAAAGACUCUGCUACUUCAAGGAAUUAGUCAGUAGACACAAAACAACUGGAGUUUGACAAGAAAUGUUGUUAAUAUUAAAUUGCAUUCAUUAUGUGUUCUUUUCCUCAUAUGUCACUGUUCUAAUGUCCUGAUGUAAUCAAGACUACAAUCACUUACUUUCAGAAUGAUUGUAAUUGGAAGGUCAUUUUGAUACAUAAAUGAAUUCUUUACUUUUAAAUUUUCAUUAUUCUUAUAAAUUUUAGAGAGAUCAUAUUUUGGAUUCUAGUAUAUUAUGUUUAGAUAAUAGCAAAGUUUGAAUAUUGGUCCGAAGAGAGUUAUCUUUCUUGCAAAAAUUCAUAUUCAGAAUGCAGACAUUUAGGUAUUAGAAAUUAGGCAUCAUCAUGAUGCUAAACUGCUAGUUCAGUCAAAAUUAUCAUCCUGCCGAAAAAAACCUUGCUAUAUGGUAUUUUGUUUUUAAUAGCCACUUUGUUAUACUGUUCUUCCAAUCAUUGUCUGUAGUAGAUUUUUUGUUGCAAGUUUGGGAUACCUUAUUAAUGUUUAAAAAUAAAACAGCCACAAAAUAUGGCUGUAUUCAGAAGGUGAUAAAUAUUAAUUUUAAAGUAUUUUUAGCAUAACAUUCAUUUGUAGGUUGUUCUUUUGGGGGGUGGGGGGGGGGUGAAAAUUGUGAAUUGUAAAUUUCUAUCUGUAAAGAAUGUGUCUUUCAGAAAGAAAUGAUAAUGGUGACAGUGAAGUAUAGUGGCAGUAAUAAAUAUUAUUGAAAAUAUAUAUUUUGUAAUGCUUGCGUGUUUACUUGUGUACAUUCCUCCAUUGGAAUUCUAGUCCUAGAUGUUAGUUAUACAGAUCUUAUUCAUAUACAUAAGCUCCUAUACAUGUACAGCCUAACUAUUAUGAUUGAGAGAAGAAAUAAAUGAUUGUUAUGUAUAUAGUUAA